AUGUCCAAUAAUCAAGAAGAAGACAUAACCGAAGGACUUCGACCACCAAUGGAUCAGACCCUCCAAAUGCAAGCGAUGCUAGGGGAGAUGAGGCAUAUGUUAAGGGCUGAAUUAGAACCUAUUCAUGAGAGGUUGGAUAGGGUAGAAGCGGGAACUCCUAGGGGCCAGCAACAUGACAACCCCAAUAGGCAGCAAGGUGGGCGUGUUCCAUGGUGGAAUGUUGAGGAAGAGGCGGAGUCGGAGGAGGUUAAUGGGCUAUAUGUGAACCGAGGCAGGUUUGAGCAUGGGUAUGGGAAUAGAGAAGCAAGGAUGGGUAGGCCUAGGAAGGAUAAUGAUUUAGGAAACAUAAAGAUUAAGAUCCCAUCUUUUCAAGGUAAAAAUGAUCCUGAAGUUUAUUUGGAGUGGGAAACUAAAAUGGAGAUGGUGUUUGAUUGUCACAACUAUUCGGAGAUAAAGAAGGUUAAGUUGGGUGCAAUUGAAUUUAUUGAUUAUGCCAUUGUUUGGUGGGAUCAAUUAUUGAUUAAUAGGAGGAGGAAUAGAGAACCACCCGUGGACACUUGGGAGGAGAUGAAAAUGCUUAUAAGGAGGCGUUUUAUACCCAAUCACUAUUAUAGGGGAUUGUAUCAAAAGUUGCAGAGGUUAACUCAAGGGUCCAAGAGUGUGGAUGAGUAUUACAAGGAGAUGGAGGUAGCUAUGAUCCGGGCUAAUGUAGAAGAGGACCGGGAAGCCACCAUGGCUAGGUUCUUGCACGAUUUAAAUCGUGAGAUUGCGGAUAUAGUUGAGAUGCAGCACUAUGUUGAAUUGACGGAUAUGGUGCAUCAAGCCAUAAAGGUGGAGGAGCAAUUCAAACGAAAGGGAUUGGCUAGGAGGGGACAACCUAUGGCUACCACCAGUCCAUGGAAGACAACUCCAAAAAGGGACGAACGGCUACAAAAUAAGCCAAAAUUUGGACCAUCUAAGAGUGCCAACUCAAAGACCACUUUAGGUAACACCGAGGCUUCGAGUUCUAAAACACGUGAUAUUAAGUGUUUUAAAUGUCAAUGGCGGGGACACAUAGCCAGCCAGUGUGUAAACAAAAAGGUGAUGGUGAUAAAUGCUCAAGGAGAGCUUGAGUCGGAGAAUGAGGAAGAAGUAGAUGAUGAUGACAUGCCAUCUUUGGAGGAUGCCGAUGAUGAGAAGAAUGCUGUGGUUGGAGAUUUAUUGGUAGCAAGGAGUUUGAAGAUGUCCUUCCCGAAGAGAUACCUCAUGGUUUACCUCCAAUUCGAGGGAUUGAGCGUCAUUGAUUUCAUACCUGGUGCAUCAAUUCCAAACCGACCUGCUUAUAGGAGUAAUCCCGAGGAGACCAAGGAACUUCAGAGGCAAGUAGGUGAAUUAUUGGAAAAGGGGUAUAUGCGAGAAAGCAUGAGUCCUUGUGCGGUUCCAGUGUUAUUAGUUCCUAAGAAGGAUGGAACAUGGAGGAUGUGUGUCGACUACCGAGCCAUCAACAACAUAACGAUAAAAUAUCAUCAUCCCAUUCCUAGAUUAGAUGAUAUGCUGGAUGAAUUACAUGGUUCUUGUGUCUUUACAAAAGUUGAUCUUAAGAGUGGAUAUCACCAGAUUAAGAUGAAGGAAGGUGAUGAAUGGAAAACUGCUUUUAAGACUAAAUAUGGUUUAUAUGAGUGGUUAGUAAUGCCUUUCGGUUUAACUAAUGCUCCGAGCACAUUUAUGCAUUUGAUGAACCAUGUUUUACGUGCAUUUAUUAGCAGAUUUGUAGUUGUGUAUUUUGAUGAUAUCCUAAUUUAUAGCAAAAAUUUGGAAGAACAUGUAAUGCAUUUGAAAUCUAUUUCGGAAAUUCUAAGGAAAGAAAGGUUGUUUGCUAACCUCAAAAAGUGCACCUUUUGUAUGGAUAAGCUUGUGUUUCUUGGUUUUGUUGUUAGUAAAGGAGGAAUUAAGGUGGACGAGGAAAAGCUGAAGGCAAUCUAA
Messenger RNA from Quercus robur (English oak), 1962 nucleotides. RefSeq lists its product as uncharacterized. NCBI's taxonomy places the organism in Eukaryota, Viridiplantae, Streptophyta, Magnoliopsida, Fagales, Fagaceae. The transcript is spliced from 2 exons. Bases 1 to 1962 code for a protein of 653 amino acids. The record is from RefSeq and is a predicted model, not a curated record. Gene Ontology annotation, molecular function: zinc ion binding; nucleic acid binding.